Molecule: messenger RNA, 1499 nt
Organism: Pleuronectes platessa (European plaice)
Lineage: Eukaryota; Metazoa; Chordata; Actinopteri; Pleuronectiformes; Pleuronectidae
Gene: tnfb
Product: tumor necrosis factor b (TNF superfamily, member 2)
Exons: 4
Coding region: 380-1147 (255 amino acids)
Biological process (GO): immune response
Cellular component (GO): membrane
Molecular function (GO): tumor necrosis factor receptor binding
Source: RefSeq, a predicted model, not a curated record
UGUGUGUGUGUGUGUGUGUGUGUGUGUGUGUUACAACACAGUGGUUUAUUAAUUUUUUUUCAAACCAAAAGUAGAACCCCACCACUUUCCAAUCCCGAAACCUCGAAACCCCUGUUCCACUCUCUGGCAAAACUCCACUGAAAGUUCUGUGACUUCUCUUUCCCUCCCGGUUUGUUUCACUCGCUGCUGCCGCUGCCGCUGUCUCCACUUACACUGUGACAUCACUGGAGUUUCCCUUCUGCUGAAUCGGCUGCCGCUGCAUAAAUACUACAGGCUCCUGCUUCAUUCUGACAGAAUAGCAACACAAAGAGAGGAGCACCACCACACUGCAGCCACUUUGAGACUCAUUAUCCAGCCAAGAGUUUUUACACUUUCCAAGAUGGCGAAUUACACAAGUGCACCGGCUGACGUGGAGUCGGGCCUGGUUGAGAAGACGGUGGUUCUGGUGGAGAAGCCCUCGUCCACUGGGUGGAUGGGCAAGGUGCUGGGGGGCCUGUUCAUCGUGGCCCUUUGUUUAGGAGGCGUCAUGAUGCUUUCUUUUUACUGGAACAGAUCUGAAAGCAUGCUGAAAUCAGGUCAAACAGCAGCUCUGACCAAGACGGAAGCCGAUGAGAAAACAGAUCACCACAAAACACUGAAGCAGAUCAGCAGCAAAGCCAAGGCCAUCCAUUUAGUAGGUAGCCACCAGGCAAAGACCAAGAGCUCCAAAGAGAAGCUGGAGUGGAAGUACAACGUAGGCCAAGCGUUCGCUCAGGGCGGCUUCGAACUGGUGGACAACCAGAUCAUCAUCCCAGAGACCGGCCUCUACUUCGUCUACAGCCAGGCGUCGUUCAGUGUCUCCUGCAGCGACGACGACGCCGAGGGCAAGGAUGCACGGGGGAGACUCACGUCUGUCAGCCACAGGAUUUGGCGGUACGCUGAAUCCAUGGGCGUCAAAGACUCCCUGAUGAGUGCGGUGAGGUCGGCGUGCCAUGUCGGCCCGACUCAGGAUAACGCCUUCAGAGACGGACAGGGCUGGUACAACGCCAUCUACCUGGGCGCCGUGUUCCGGCUGAACCAAGGAGACAAACUGUGGACGGAGACCAACAUGUUCGCGGAGCUGGAGACCGAAGACGGCAAGACCUUCUUCGGUGUGUUUGCACUUUAAAAAAAAGACUUCACAGACUUUAUUACUAUUCAUCUUCAGGGUGAAACGUCGAAAUCUCAAUUGAGAUCAAACUUAUUGAAGAUUUUUUUUUAAAUCCCUAUGAACUGUAACAGUUUGAAACCUUAUUUGAAUUUCAAGCACUUUUUGUUCUAUGUUAUUUAUGUUGACCUGAGAUUGUAGUGGACCAGACGUCCAGCAGGCUUACGAGGUUUACGCUCCUGACAAUAAUAUCUAUUACAAUCCGUAUUUAUUAAUAUUUAUUUAUAUUUAAAAUGGUGGGGUUAUGUGUUAAUUAUUAUAUUUAUAUGCUUUUUGUUCAAUUAAAUUUGAUUAAAAAGAAAGAGAAUUGUAA